Messenger RNA from Belonocnema kinseyi, 1034 nucleotides. RefSeq names its product transmembrane protein 223. Gene Ontology annotation, cellular component: mitochondrion. Lineage: Eukaryota; Metazoa; Arthropoda; Insecta; Hymenoptera; Cynipidae. The record is from RefSeq and is a predicted model, not a curated record. The transcript has 5 exons. The coding region runs from base 182 to 952 and encodes 256 amino acids. Gene Ontology annotation, biological process: nervous system development.
CGGUACAUAACCUUAAAAAUCACGUAAGAGGAAAAGGUCUCUAUUUUCAUUUUUGUUAAUGAAGCACUGUAAUAAGAAGCUAUGUUGGCGAGAAAUUUAAAAAUAUAUGUAUACAGAGAUAACGAAUUUUCUUAAAAAUUCGAUCAAGUGAGGAUUGAAGAGCUUCAUAUUUACUACAAUCAUGUUAUUUACGGGAGUUGUUCUUCGAGGCACUCUCGGGGUAAAAAGUGCCCUGAAUCAGGCAACAGUAUUUAACAAUCUUUUACAAAAAUCAAUUUUUCGACGAUAUACUGGAUUUCGUGCAUGGAAUGGAAAUUCUCAAAUUUUUUCUUCGGGUCGAAGACGUAUAUCAAUUUCAAGAUUAAACAAAGCGGAAAAUUUGGCCAGAAAUUGCGACAAUGCAACAGCUGUAUUAAAUAAUGUAAUCAUAUACAAGUACGAAAGAGGAACAGCGUUUGCAUUUAUAAUGGUAUUUUCUGUUAUUCAACUAUUUGGAAUGCUCUCUAUGGCAAGCAAUUUGUACACUACCUUUUGUGCAGACAUUUUUAACAGAGAAAAGAGCUGGUCGACGCGACUUUUGGAAUGUAAAUACAGCGUUUUCGGCAUUGCUUCUGGAUGUUUUUUCGGUCCUAUGAUAUUUAUAACUGUUAUGGCGACCGCAACUAGAACAAUUAGACGUAUAAUUUUGCAUAAAGGUGGCGAUAAAGUGACAAUUGUUACCUAUCAUCCUGUUCCGCGUAAGGCUGCGCAAACUGUUCCCUUGAAAAAUGUUAGUUGUAAAGCUUCGAGACACGUUAGAGGCACACUACCAGUGAGCAUUUCAGGGAAAAAAUUUUAUUAUUUUAUUGAUUCGGAUGGUGAUUUUCCGAAUUCUGACCUCUUCGAUUUCACAGAAUCUGCAUUACCGACGGUAGGUAACAUAGCAUGGAACAUAACCUUUUUCGGUCGGUAAGUGGCGUCAUACUGUAAUAGCUCUACUACUAAUAAAGUACUUUUUUCAAUCUUUGUUGAAUAGACAAUUACUUCGACUCCUA